This is a messenger RNA of Acanthosepion pharaonis, 582 nucleotides long. The record is from the annotation of a GenBank genome assembly. Lineage: Eukaryota; Metazoa; Mollusca; Cephalopoda; Sepiida; Sepiidae.
AUGUACCCCUCAAUCUCUCUCUCUUUAUAUCGCAAUCUCUUUCUCUUUUCCUUUUCAUUGACUCUCUCUCUCUCUCUCUCUCUUUCUGCUUCUCUUUCUUUCUCAAUGGCGCUCCCUCUCUUUACCGCGCAAUAUUUUUCUCUUUUCCCUUUCAUGUUUUUCUCUUUCCCUCUCAAUCUGACUCACUCUCUCUUUAUUCUGCUUCUUUUUACCUUUCAAUCUAUCCCUCUUUCUCUUUAUCCUUUCAGUCACUUGCCCUCUCAAUAUAUCACUGUCUUUCUCAUAUUCUACUCAGCUAUACCUCUCAAUCUCUAUCCUUACAUCGUUAUAUCUUCCCCUUUUCCUUUUCUAUCAAUUUCUCCUUCCUCCUCAAUCUCUCCCCUUCUUUCUCUCCCCUCCUCUCUCUCUCUCUCUUUUCUUAUUCGGCUUCUCUUUCUCUCUCAAUCUCUCUCCUUACAACUCAGUUUCCUUCUUUUUAUCCUAUCAGUUACUUUCUAUUUCUCUCUCUCUCUCUCUCUCUCUCUCUCUCUCUCUUUGGCUCUUAUUCUGCUUCUCUUCGCUCCUCAAUUUCUCUCUAUAUAA